This is a messenger RNA of Angiostrongylus costaricensis, 1944 nucleotides long. Lineage: Eukaryota; Metazoa; Nematoda; Chromadorea; Rhabditida; Metastrongylidae. The record is from the annotation of a GenBank genome assembly.
GUCGACCCAUGCGUAGACUUCUUCGAAUUCACUUGUGGAAACUGGAAAGCCAAACACCCAAUUCCAAGUAAUAGGAUCAGCUACUCUCAACUUGACGUACUCUCCGACGAAAUUCAAGUGGAAAUGAAAGUAGUUUUCGAAUCGAAAGAAGUUAGUCUUUCGAAAUCGACUAGUGCUGUAAAGGUGAUGUAUCGCAAAUGCAUGGACAAAGACGAGCUUAACCGGAUUGGAGCAAGAAAGCUGAUAGAGACAAUAAAGAGCUACGGCGAGUGGCCGAUGCUGGAAGGUAACAAAUGGAGUCCUGAUCAGUUUGACUUGACAACUCUUCUUGUUGACAUCGCAGCGGUCAGAGGAGCGGACAUUUUUAUUACAAACUACAUCGCCCUUGACAGCAGAAACGUUUCUCGGAGAUUUAUAGAGUUUAACCAGGGCGAACUCGGCUUGGGUGGCUCGACUCGUGAUUACUAUUUGGACCGAGGAAAGCAUGGGAAAAUAAUCGCUGCUUACAGACAAUUCCUCAUCAGCAAGGUGAAACUAUUCCACGAAGACGCCGACCUUAUUGCAAAUGUAGGGAGAAUUGCAAGCGAUGUGGAUGAGAUUAUAGAACUUGAAACUGAGCUGGCGAAGAUCCUAGUGGCCGAGGAAGAUCGAAGGAAUUUCACUAAAAUGUACAAUCUGAGACGUCUCAGUGAUAUGCAAACACUCAUGCCUUUGGUUGACUGGGCCAGAUAUUUCUAUUCUGUUGCACCAUUUGCAGUCAAUCACUAUCUGGCUAAGGAUCCGCAAAUACUCAUAACAGAAAUCGAUUACAUGAGAAGAGUCACUGAUCUCAUCAACUCGACGGAUCCAAGGAUUAUCACAAACUAUGCCUAUAUUCGCUAUUCAUCCAGUUGGGGCGGCGAACUCGGUGAACGCAAAUCGCAGGAAUCGAAAAACGUGACGCUGCAGGUGAUCAAUGAUCUACAGGAUGCAUUCCACAACAUGGUGGUAGAGAACAGCUGGAUGGAUAAGGCUACGAAAGCGAGGGCGCUAGAUAAAGCAAGACACAUGCUUCGACAGAUCGGCUAUCCAGAUUUCAUUCUCGACGACCAGAAGGUGGAUGACUAUUACAAUGGAUUGUACAUAAAGGAAUCAGAUUCGUACAGUGAAAUGGUGGAGAAAUUGUCUCGAUGGAGCAUCGAGUUGGACUUUAAUCUACUUUUGAAACCCGUCGAUAGGAGCGAAUUUGACUUCAAUCCGGUGGUCGUGAACGCUUUUUACUCGUCCACUUCAAAUUCUAUCAAGUUCCCAGCUGCCAUUCUUCAAGCUCCGUUCUUCCACCAAACGUUUCCAAAAGCAUUAAACUAUGGAGGUAUCGGGGCGGUGAUUGGACAUGAAAUCACCCACGGAUUUGAUGACCAAGGUAGACAAUUCGAUGCCAUUGGCAAUCUGCGAGAUUGGUGGGAUGGCAAGGUGAAGGACAAGUUCGAGAAGCGUGCGCAAUGCAUUAUUGACCAGUACGACAAGAUAGAGGUUCCUGAAACGGGCCUACGUGUGAACGGCAAGCUGACACAAGGAGAGAACAUCGCCGACAACGGUGGAGUAAAGCAAGCAUUUAAGCAUGAGACCUUUAGAAAUCUUUCCACAGCUAGUAUUUCAAUUGCAGGAAAAAUCGAGAAAAUACCGAAGGCGUACAAGAAAUAUCUGAAGAAAUGUGGAAAAGAAAAGCGCAUUAAAGGACUGGAAAAGUAUAACAAUGAGCAGAUGUUCUUCAUAGGAUACGGCACGGUCUGGUGUGGCCACUCGACAACGGACUAUUUGAUCAGUCUUAUUCUCACCGAUCCCCAUGCUCCUGAAAAAUAUCGUGUAAAUCGAGUACUGGCUAAUCAACCAGAAUUCGCUGCGGCUUUCAACUGCCCCGUCGGCACACCAAUGAAUCCAACGGAGCGAUGUGCUGUUUGGUAA